Molecule: messenger RNA, 5215 nt
Organism: Actinia tenebrosa (Australian red waratah sea anemone)
Lineage: Eukaryota; Metazoa; Cnidaria; Anthozoa; Actiniaria; Actiniidae
Product: RNA polymerase II-associated protein 1
Biological process (GO): transcription by RNA polymerase II
Source: RefSeq, a predicted model, not a curated record
UAGUAUUAACCCCAUCUAGUAUUUUAACCUAUCAUUGUUCUCCCAUCACGUGCGCGUCAACGAAUUUCUUUGUUUCUGCCGUUUCAAUUUAGCAGAGAAUGCGCCAUUCGCGUUGUUUCGCAUGGCUGGCGCUCGUUUCGCGCGUUUUUGUCAUGCUUUCUCUCACCGUUUUGCAUUCUGGGCCAAGAUCGCCUGGCUGCUAAUUUCCAAGAUGGCGGACGAUAGUUCAAUCUAGUAAUAUAAAUAUACUACAACGAAGAAUACGAAAUAUUAAUCAUUAUGGCUGGUAGACCUAAACGAGGGGAAACAGAAGAGGACCUCCUUAAGUUUCAAGAACAGUUUAUUGUAAAUGACGGUAAACCAGCAGCCACAGUUGUGCGAGCAAAGAAAGGCGAACAAGAACAAGCAUGUGUGACUGGAGAGAAGAGACCUGAAUCACAUUCUCAACGAGAUGUGGUAGACUUACAAAGACUACCACAAGUUUUACCUGAUUUGCAUGCUGGUGCUAUGGCUCCUCCAAAAAAGAAAUCCAAAUUCAAAGAAAAAAGAAUGUUUAGAAAUAUAAAGACUGCAGCUACUGGAGAUGACAAUGAAGAGGAUGCUGCAGAACUGCUUGAAAGGCAUGAUAGGAGCCACAUAUCAACAGUACUUAGUGAAAUUAGGGAAAGAGACACUCAGAGGAGUCAAGUUUUUUUGCCUAGCAAUAUUUUACAAAAAGGAUUCCCAGAGGUCUUGCACAGAGGAAACAUCUCUGAGGAGGAGAACAAAAAGCAAGCAGCUGAUGGAGGGAAAAUAAGCCUAUUUGCUCAGCAUUUUAAAGCUUCAAAUCCAAAUUCAUUUGGUAUUUCAGCUGCAACAUCCACGACUUUUGCUCCAAGGACAAAAGAAGUUGAACCUAAAGCACCAAAAGGGAAUGUUGCUAUUCUUUCUAGCCUUGUAAGUGGAGAAGGGUUAAUCACUGGAGCAGAGAAUCAAAACUCAGCAGCUAAAGAAGUGGAAAAUAUUCACAAGGAAAAUCUCGAUAGACUGGCUACCAUGUCAAAAGAAGAAAUUUUGGAGGAGCAAGCAAGGUUGAAAUCUUCAUUAGAUUCUGGGCUGUUAUCGUUUCUUCAGUCAAGAUUGCAAAAGAAGACUUUUAACAAAAAUCAUCAAGAAGAAAAGAUGGAAACAGAAAGUGAAGGAAUUAUUCCAGAACAAAUGAAAAACUCUAAUGGAAUGUCAAAUACUGAUGACAGAAUACAGAACUUAAAAAGUGAAGAAUCAAUGGAUUUAGAGAAGGAUGGAUAUCAAACCAAUGAAGCUGGAGAAGAAAAGGCUAAACGGGUUCAUUUUGAUGACAAAGUUAAUGUGAUAUCCCAGAAUGACUCAGAGGAAAAAAUUGUUAAAGUAGAAGAGUUGGCUGAAAUGGCUUCCUCUCAAAAAUGGGUUCAUAUGGACCAUAUUGAACCAGAAAAACUUGAAUGGAUGAAAGAUUGUCCUGCUCCAAGUGCAGUUAGAAAAGAGGGUGGAAAUCAAGCUCGUUUUGCCUUCAACGGUAACCUGGUAACCAAAGAUACUGAAGUACCUGUCAAUCUCGGACUUCAUCACCAUGGUGAUAAUCCUGAGGCAGCUGGGUACACACUAGAAGAGUUGUUUAUGCUUGCAAGAAGCAACUUUUUACAGCAGAGAGUUGUUGCACUGCAAACAUUAGCUAGGAUAGUAUCACAGGACACACAAGGCAGGUUUUGUGAUGUGAUACAAGGUUGUGUGCUACAGACUCUACUUGAUACUGGUAUUAUUUUUCUGCUGCGCUGGGCACUGGAUGAUACUGCUGAUGCAGUGAUGGCAGUUGCUGUUCAGUGUCUUGCAGCAGUUGUAGUUGUUCCCAAUGAUCAGCUAUAUGCUUCUCAAGUCUUUGAAUGGCAUCAUGGACAAGAGCUUCCUUCACUCAGACCAGAAAAUGAUGAAGAGAAUAAAGAUAAGAUUGAUGACGAUGAGGAGUCCAAGCAUAAAACUGAUGCAGAAAUGGUAAAAACAGAUGUCAUCAAGGGUCUUCUUCAAAUGCGUAUAUUGCCUCGUCUUCGUUAUAUCCUUGAAGUAUGCCGACCUUCGCCAACAACUGUUCGUAGUAUACUAUCAAUCCUCACAAGAAUAACCAGCCAUUCAACUGAAGCUGGCCAUGAGGUUACUAAAUGUCCAAGGUUGAUGGAAAGCUUGUUUUCUAAUUUUCUUCCCAUCUCUUGGAAGAAGGUUGAACAAACUAUGGAAGAUAUAAGUGAUGUAUAUGGUGUGCCGUUACAAGAAGCCAUGAUGCUGCUAAGAGCAAUAUGUAGCUGUGGUAGAAAUAUAACAGCUAUCAUGAUUUCCAAACAUGGCAUGAUGGAAAGUAUUUUAUGCUACACUGCACUCCACCCUAAAGAUAUUCAGCUUUUUCUGGAUGAUGCCAUGAACUUGUACAUAGAAAGCAUUAGGACUUGGACGGUGUGCAUCAGUUAUGGACUGGCAUGUGAUCAAUUUAGAGAAAAUUUCCCAACAUUCAUUCAAAAUCUACAGAAAAUCCAAGACAUUUCAUUCAAAAAAGAAUUAAAACCAGAAACUUCCCCGGAAUGUAAAAGACUUUGUGCAUCAGUAAAGCUGCUGGAAGAAGUUAUUCACGUUGCUGGGACAACUGCUGAGUUGCAUGCAAAAAUGACAGCUUCUGCCGCCAGUGAUGGUGACAACAUGGAUGCUGACUCUUUACCCCCUCCACCUAUUAACUGGUCUCAUGUUAUGGGAUUUCUUCCUCUGGUGACUUGUGCUUUGAGCAGAUGGACGGCAGAGAUUAUUGCUGUCAAAGAUACUGCCAGUAUUAAGGAUUCCUAUGUUUCUCUUCUGUCUUCAGCAUGUAAUCUUCUUGCUUCUUUCUAUUCCAAGCUAUCUUCUCAGCCAUCAUUUGUUCCAGUUGAGUCAUUACAAGAUAUUGAAGACUUAGUUACAACUAUUUUGUUACCUCUUUGCACUUCUUCUUUUAUGGCUUCAAUGAUUCAAAACCUUGGAUCGAAUACUGCUAGCACCUCAGUGUUUCUACCCAGAGGAAUUCCUAGUCUUCCAGAGUACGGGUCCCUGGCAUGUUACUAUGAAUCACCAAAUAGUAUGAACUCGGGCACGCAUUCUGAACCUAUCAUCAAUGGACAAGCUGUUGCUUUUAUGACAUCGUUCACACGUCUGCUGUGUAGUGUCAUGGCGGUACAUAAAGGCAUAGCUCAGAAGUUUUUGCCUUUUGUCACACGAGAAGACUUGCUGGAUUAUGUUAGAAAGGCGUCAUUGAAGCCAGAGGUUCUCUCUCAGUCAUUUUUUGGUCGCUUUGUACAUCACCUACAAUACUUCGUUAUCAAGACGUUUUAUUUAGUGGUACGUUCGGUGGAUGUUAAAGACCUGGCAACGCCCUUUUCCACAUGCCAUACUGCGGCACUAGUUGUGUUCUCUCGACUUCGAUCAGGGGAUGAAUACUACGCUCAUGAUCUUAUGUCUACUGUUCUUUUUAAUCCUGAUUUCCUUCCAGAAGCCACAGAAAUAGAAGCGACUAGUGUAGCAAAAGAGUUAUCCGAGAUGAACAUCAAAUCCCAAGGAAGACCCACGCCUCCCCAGUUAUUGACUAGCGAGCCAAGGUGUUUCACACAGAACGAGCUGUUAUGCGAGGCUCAUGGGAACCUUUUGGCUAUAAAGUCUACGUAUAUGGGGUCGUUCGGGAAAAUGAGACAUGCUUUAGCAGCAUCUAGAAGUCUAGCCCUUCACCAGCCACAUGACAUUCCAUCGCUUCUGUUGCCGCCGUCACGUGAGUCUUUGUUGCCCGCUGAUUGGAUGUUCGAACCUAUAGUGGAUCUUCACAACCAAACUCUCAGCGCAGAGAUGAAAGGUCGAGGGGUUGACGAGGUCUCCAUGGGAAUGAUAAAAACAGUCACGUGCACACUGCAGAUGAUCCAGAUGCUGGAAGAAUGGCGCCCAGUCUCUUUGACGAGCGUUACCAUGGUAGCAAGGGUUGCCAGGCUCAUGUGUGUUUUCUUAACAGGAAGUGACUUAUUCCUUGAUCGUUUGGUCCGUAAUUACGUUAAAAGUCUACUCCAUAUCUAUACACGCCCAGAGUCGUUUUCACAAUUGGACUUCAAUGGAAAAGUUGCUGGGCUCAGCUCUUUUUAUGAUCUUUACAUAUCCUUAUUAUCCCAAUAUUCAGCUGUUUCAUUCGGUGACCCUCUCUUUGCUAGUUUUUUGGUUCUACCUCUGGCCCAGAGACACCACAUCAGGUUCCGUCAUGCGCUGUGGGAUGAACACGUGAGCACUUUGCGAGCUGUGUCAUUUUCUGUCAAUCAGGUGCCAGUCCCCCUGGACUACUUCUUGUACCCGGUUGAGCAAGAUGAUAUUCUUUUAUACUUGUACUUGCGCGCUUUAUCAAACCAGGAUGUACGCCCACGUUGGUGUCCAUUCUUUUAUCUUGUUGUUGUUCAUCAUGUGAACGCCUUUAUCUACCAGAGAAUUGACCCAAAGGACACUAUGCUACUAAAGAGAAAGUUGGCCCUACUGAAACACGUAAUGGCUGUUAAAGUGGAUGACACAAGAAACGACCUUCUAUAUUAUUAUAAACCAUUGCCUGACUCUACUGCUGGCAAAGCCUUUGAAUUGUUCAAGAACCUUCCAGCUGACCGCGAGAUGUUGCUUAGAAAUCGAGAAGAUCUUCAAGAAUGUAGAAAGCUUUACGAAAACAUGGCGUCUACUAAAUGAAUGAAAUAAAACAGAAUACAUGGCCCAAGAAAAUAUAUUAAUGCAGCGGUAUACGAUAUUAUCAGUUAUGUGAAUAAUAAUUGCGAAACUUUUAUUUCUUUCUAUUUGUUUUUCUUUCUUUUCGUCCUUUUUUACAAAAUAAGAUUGGCUUGACUCCAGUCUGAUCUGAAAUUCGCCACAACAUGCUGAAUUAUUACAAUGAUGCCUGCCGAACUUUAGAGCUUUAUUAGUUAAGAAAGAACAAUGCCUUUAUUCAUAGGAAGAACAGAACUGACCUUCAUCCUUCCUGCACAUCUGUUAGAACGGCACAGGUGGUUGAACUUUAGGGGAUUCAUUGGACAAACUCCUGUCGAAUUAGUGAAGUCCUUUGUCUAUUCAGGUUUGCAAGACUGAGUAAUGAAUAAUUAGCGAGCAGAGUCUCCUUUUAUCUCCUCCACCGGUGAAGGAGGUAAAAGGAGACUUUGCUCCCAAAGUUUGCUCA